UAGUAAGUAGGUAACACGUCGGGAAUAAAAAAAGCAAUAGCGGGAGUCAUCGUGUGUUGUGUUGUGUUGUGAUCUCCGAACCCAAACUACAGAAUCUCUCUUCUCUAUCACUUCCUCUGCCUUCCAAACACUCUCUUUUGUCGAGAUCUCACUCUCUGCUUUGCAAACCAAGCAGAUGGCAAUGCAGGAAACAAGCCCUUCCACUGCUCCUAGUGCUCAAAUGGUUGGCAAUGCCUUUGUGGAGCAAUAUUAUCACAUUCUGCAUCAAUCCCCGGACUUAGUGCACAGAUUCUAUCAGGAUUCAAGUCUCUUAAGCAGAUCAGACAGCAAUGGUGUCAUGAAGACUGUAACAACUACAAAAGCAAUCAAUGAAACAAUUGUUUCCCUGAACUAUGAAGAUUGUACAGCAGAAAUAAAAACUGCAGAUGCUCAGGAGUCACAUGAGAAAGGUGUGAUAGUUUUAGUAACUGGAUGCUUAACUGGGAAGGAUAAUGUGAGAAAGAAGUUCUCACAGACCUUCUUUUUGGCUCCACAAGAUAAAGGUUAUUAUGUCUUAAAUGACGUCUUUAGGUUCAUCGAGGAGAAUGAUAGCCCACAGUUAAAUUCUGCCUCAAUAAAUGUCAUCAAUGAAAAUGCCGAGACAGUGCACAUGCUAGAAUCAGGUUACCCUGCAACCUCUGCAGAGGAUGAAAAGAUUAAUAAUAGUACUGAAGUUUAUCAUCCUCGGGACAACAAGGAAGAAGGAUCCGUUAUUGAUGAAGAGGUUGCCAUAGAGUCUACUGAUUUAAGUCAGAAGGAUAUUGUUACGAUUCAUGAUUCAACAUCAGCAGUCCAGGAUGAUGCACGAAAGACCUCAUAUGCAUCAAUUGUAAUGAAAAGUAACACAGCAUCUGGUCAUGUCUAUGUUCCCAGCCGAGCUGCAAGAGUGGCAUCUGCUAAAUCCAAUGAACAAUGGCAUGCUACAGCAAAAUCUACUCCUGGGCCUGAAGCAUUAGCUCCUAGCGGUGAAAGUGUACCAGGGAGUAGUGAUUUUCCUGAAGCUGAAGGUCAUUCCAUAUACAUACGAAACUUGCCAUUUAAUGCAACAAUCGAACAACUCGAAGAGGUUUUUAAGAAAUUUGGUCCUAUUAAGCAUGGUGGAGUCCAAGUAAGAAGUAGUAAGCACGGUUUCUGUUUUGGCUUUGUUGAAUUUGAGGAAUCGAGUUCCAUGCACAGUGCACUUAAGGCAUCACCUAUCACUGUUGGUGAGCGACAGGCUGUUAUCGAGGAAAAGAUAUCUACUACACGAGUCAGCGAUAGUGGGAGAGGGAGGUAUCCUUCAGGGAGAGGUGGUUUCCGAGGCGAGAAUUUCCGGGGGCGUGGGAGAUUUGGUGGUGGACGUGGUUAUGGAAGAAGUGAAUUCAGAAAUCAAGGGGAAUUCUCAGGACGACCUAGGAGUUCUCAACGGCCACGUCAGAAUGGAGGUGGGCGUGGUGAACGUCAUGGUGUGGGGAACCAUAAUGUUACCCCUUCUACUUCAGUGUGAGCAUAUUGGUUAAUAGAGAAAGAAGAAGAAAACAAAACAAACGCUGGGUUGAAUUUUUUUUUAUAAGUUAAACACUAAAACUUUUACUUUCCCUUGUUUAGGCAAGUGCAGGUUUUUGAAUUUCAUCAUUGCAAUUUGCAAUCAUACAAAUAGGAGAUGAGUGGGUUCAUCAGCCCUUGCUUUGUAUCGGUCAUGUAAUUUUUUUCCACUUCUCUUCAGCCUCCCAUUCUGUUGAAGUCAUAUUCAGCUAAAGUGUUCCUUCGAUUGAGUUGUUAACACGAAUCUCCAAUGUUGGAGGUUUGCCUUGUAAAUUGGAACUAUGUGAAUUCCUUUUCUCUUACUCAUAAGCUUAAUGAAAAUGGAAACUAAAACUAUAAAUAAUCAUUUGAGAAUGU
This is a messenger RNA of Cicer arietinum (chickpea), 1920 nucleotides long. Its product is annotated as nuclear transport factor 2. The record is from RefSeq and is a predicted model, not a curated record. NCBI's taxonomy places the organism in Eukaryota, Viridiplantae, Streptophyta, Magnoliopsida, Fabales, Fabaceae. Gene Ontology annotation, cellular component: ribonucleoprotein complex; cytosol. Gene Ontology annotation, molecular function: mRNA binding.